GGGCUGUGAGCUGGGCGAUGCCGCGGGCGGCGCGGCUCGGCUGUGCGGCGGCGCUGGGGCCGCUGCUGGUGGCCCACGUGGUGGCGGCGAUCGAUCCCAUCAGCGUGGGCAUCGCCAUCGGGGCCGCGUCCGCCAUCACCGGCUACCUGUCCUACACGGACCUGUACUGCCGCUUCGCCGAGUGCUGCCGCAAGGAGCAGCCGCUCAACGCGUCGGCCCUCAAGCUGGACUUAGACGAGAAGCUGUUUGGGCAGCAUCUGGCCACAGAGGUGAUUGUCAAGGCGCUGACUGGCUUCAAGAACAAUAAAAACCCCAAGAAACCGCUGACUCUUUCCUUACACGGCUGGGCCGGCACGGGCAAGAAUUUUGUCAGCCAAAUUGUGGCUGAAAAUCUUCACCCCAAAGGCCUGAAGAGUAACUUUGUGCACCUGUUUGUCUCGACUCUGCACUUCCCUCAUGAGCAGCACAUAAAACUGUACCAGGACCAGUUACAGGGAUGGAUCCGGGGUAACGUGAGCGCGUGCCCCAGCUCCGUGUUCAUCUUUGACGAGAUGGACAAGCUGCACCCCGGGGUCAUCGACGCCAUCAAGCCGUUUCUGGACUACUACGAGCAGGUGGACGGCGUGUCCUACCGGAAGGCCAUGUUCCUCUUUCUCAGCAACGCCGGCGGGGACCUCAUAACGAAGACGGCCCUUGACUUCUGGCGGGCGGGAAGGAAGAGAGAAGACAUCCAGCUCAAGGACCUGGAGCCCAUGCUGUCCGUGGGAGUCUUCAACAACAAACACAGUGGCCUGUGGCGCAGCGGACUGAUAGACAGGAACCUCAUCGACUACUUCAUCCCCUUCCUCCCCCUGGAGUACCGCCACGUGAAGAUGUGCGUCCGCGCAGAGAUGAGGGCCCGGGGGGCCGCCGUCGACGAGGACGUGGUCACCAGGGUGGCAGACGAGAUGACGUUCUUCCCCAAAGACGAGAAAAUCUACUCGGACAAGGGCUGCAAGACCGUGCAGUCGCGGCUGGAUUUUCACUGACGCCUCGUCCAGGCGGGGUAAGAGCCCCCGGGGAGCUCACGCGUGAGGGCCAUGCCCUUCCAGAAGUACUUCGGAGACCCCCUCGGGGUUUGUACAUUUGCACCGGUGGCCUUUGGGGAUCUAGAAGCUUCUCAGAGGCGAGCUGUGAAAAGACGCUGCUCUGGUGGGUGCACAUGUCAUUUUGGACCUGACAGCCGUCCAUCCAUCAGCUGUGGCCGAAGGCGAACCUUUAAAAUCCCUCCCCCCACAUACCGACCCUGACGGAAGUGCCUUGCACACUGCGGUGAGCGUGAGUCCCCCCCCCCUGCCGCACCCACAACUCCGAAGCUGCUGCUCUUAACUCAGGGAGUUCCAGGGCCCCCUCUGCAAUCGGGGGAGCAUUCGGUUUGCACCUGCUCAGAACCUUCUGCUCGGUUCCUUUUGCACAGAGAGCUUCACUUCAAGCUUCACGGACUUGAAGUAUUUUCAGUUAAAAUCGGUGGUACCUGCAGGCACCGUGUCCGGCGGCGACAUGGCCCGUACGCUGAGCCUGCUCGGCCAGGUGGCCUGUCUGCCUCUGGCGCGGGGUCUCCGUCCCAGGCCCCUGCGGCCGAUGGCGACAGUGGCCUCCCCAUGUGUCCCUUGCUCUGGCCGCUCCUGGAAUUGCUCUGCCAUCAUUGGAUAUCGACCCCAGCCUUCCUGGCACCCACUUUGGCUCCUGGACUAGACGUGGCCCCAACCCCAUGCCAUCGCUAGAGUGAGGUCGGAGCGAGACCGCGGGGUGGGGAAUCGAGCCCUUGGCGCCCGCAGUGCGAUGUUCGUCUGGCACAGUGCGCUCGCGGGCCCGGGGCUCCCUGGACGCCGGGGCCAUGUGGGACCCAGCGGACAGGCUCGGGCUCCAUGGAUGACGCGGGCCACAGAGCAGUCAGCUCGCGGAUUCUGCCAAAGAAACAUUAAGUACCGUGCUGCGGGGAUGUUAGAGUUUUCAGAGAGAUGCGUCUUUUUUAUAAUGUUUUUACUGGCAAAUCUCAGAUAACAGACACGUGGACUUGGGACGGAGCUCAUUUUAAAACGUGGGAAGUUCCACACGUGGAAUAAUUGUCUAUUCCUUUACCAGAAACUCUUAACGGAAACACUAUGCGUUUUUGUUGUUAGGGGCGCGGCCACACGCGGGCACAGCUGCAGAUCCAGCAGUCACGUGCAGCGGCUGGUCCUGGGUGUCACGUGACACCGGGUGUGGCGGGUUCUGGCCGCGGUGAAUCGGGGUGCAGGUCGGAACUGCGGUGCGGCGCAGACGGGUGAGAACCACGGGCAGCGUGUUCAUAUGUACAGGGUAGGACUCGGGAGGGCCUUCCAGAAGGUCGCAUCUAGCCUUUGAAAAAUGCCAAGUUAAGGCUUAACGUUUUUAGUACGCGUUCUCGAGUUGGAGCGGGGCGACCUCUUUCGUAGCCCGGCGAGCGUCCGGGCAGCGGAGAGGGGGGGUCCCCGUCGACGGUGACGCGGCCCCCCGCAUGCGCGGGCCGCCUCGGACUGUUACCGCCUCGUCCCCUGCAGAGGGGGGCCACGCUUGCCCCCAGCCCGGCCUCCCUCACCCCGUGUGAGGUGCAGACAAGAACUUGCCAUGACGAACUUAACAGAAAAUAAAGACUAAAUUUGAUCAUGUGACAAGUCACAUGCAGACAUC
Molecule: messenger RNA, 2691 nt
Organism: Suricata suricatta (meerkat)
Lineage: Eukaryota; Metazoa; Chordata; Mammalia; Carnivora; Herpestidae
Gene: TOR1B
Product: torsin family 1 member B
Exons: 5
Coding region: 18-1028 (336 amino acids)
Biological process (GO): nuclear membrane organization; protein localization to nucleus
Cellular component (GO): endoplasmic reticulum lumen; endoplasmic reticulum; nuclear envelope
Molecular function (GO): kinesin binding; ATP binding; ATP hydrolysis activity
Source: RefSeq, a predicted model, not a curated record